Molecule: messenger RNA, 1068 nt
Organism: Helianthus annuus (common sunflower)
Lineage: Eukaryota; Viridiplantae; Streptophyta; Magnoliopsida; Asterales; Asteraceae
Exons: 3
Coding region: 1-1068 (355 amino acids)
Source: RefSeq, a predicted model, not a curated record
AUGUUCACCUCCGAAAAGUGGAACACAAGCAAGUUCACAAAGCAGACGGGAGGUGCACGGAUAGCGAAUAUUAUAUUGUUUCCAUCCUUUUGGAACAGUGUAAACUUUGCGGUGAAAAUUGGGUAUCCAUUGUUAGGAGUGCUUCAUUUAGUUGAUGGAGAGAAAAAGCCUCCUAUGGGUUAUAUUUAUAAUGCUAUGAAAGUGGCAAAGGAGUUGAUUGCUGCCUCUUUCAAAAAUAAAGAAGCAAAGUAUAGGGAGAUUUUCAAAAUAAUUGAUAAAAGGUGGGAUUGUCAGUUACAUCAACCUUUGCAUGCAACGGGAUAUUAUUUUAAUCCUGGUUUGUAUUACAACAAUCCAGAGGUGGAGGAUGCUACUGAGGUGAUAAGUGGGUUACAAGCAUGCAUUACUAAGUUGAUAUUAACCGAAGACGAGCAGAUACAGAUUAACACUGAGCUCCUACUAUAUCGACGUGCUGAUGGGAUUUUUCGGAUAUCCAAUGGCAAAGAAAAUGUGAGCAAAGCUUGCGCCAGCGGAGUGGUGGAUGCAAUAUGGAGCAUCGGCACCGACUCUAAAAAACUUCAUUCCAAAAAGAGAAACCGACUUAAGCAAAGCAAGGUUAAUGAUCUUGUGUACAUUAAGUAUAAUCGGGCUUUAAGAAGAAGGUAUGAUAUGCGUGAUACGAUUGACCUGAUUAUCUUAGAUGAUGGAAAUCUACAAGAUCCAAAUGAGUGGUUGAAGGGAGCUUUAAAGGGGUUAGAAGAGAAUGAAGAAAAUGCCCUUGUUCAUGAGGCUGAAGAUUUGACAUACGGUGAUGUUGCAACGGCUGUCGGGGCGAAUGAGGCGGUUUAUUAUACUAGAAGAAGUGGAAAUACUAGUCAAAGGGAAAGGAGCGAGGGAACCUCAACAUCGAGGUCAAGCUCAAGGCCUAAGCCUAAGAGAAGAACUUUAGUAGAUGAAGAUGAUUUUGAUGUGGAAAUCGAAGAAAAUGAUGUUGCGCCUUAUAAACAUUUAUGCCGCCAUUGGAUGGCGUUGUUGAUGAUGAUGAUGAGCCGGAACAUGAAGAUGUAG